GACAGAAGCCGGGCUUACAGCCGGACGCCGUGUGUUUUUAAAGGAAACCCGAAACUCUUAGUUUGAAAGGUGGCGCUGCUCUUCCGCGCUUGCAUAUGAGACGAGCGGGGAGCCGCGGGGCGAGCGGCAGUGCUGUGACUGGGGCUGAGCGGACGGACUGGGGCUUCACCAUGGCGGCCGAGCUCUCCACCUCCAUAAACAUCAAAGAACCUCGCUGGGAUCAGGGAACCUUCAUAGGCCGAGCGAAGCACUUCUUCACCGUCACAGACCCCCGCAACAUCCUCCUGUCCAACGAACAGCUCGAGAAGGCGCACAGGAUCAUUCAGGAUUAUAGACAGGGGGUGGUGACCCCAGGUCUGACAGAAGAUGAGCUCUGGAGGGCAAAGUAUAUUUUUGACUCGGCGUUUCAUCCAGACACGGGGGAGAAGAUGCUGGUGAUCGGCCGCAUGUCCGCUCAGGUCCCCAUGAACAUGACCAUCACCGGCUGCAUGAUGACCUUCUACAGGACAACCCCGGCAGUGCUGUUCUGGCAGUGGAUCAAUCAGUCCUUCAAUGCAAUAGUUAAUUACACCAACCGCAGUGGAGAUGCUCCCAUUACAGUGAAUCAGCUCUGCACAGCGUACGUGUCUGCGACUACAGGAGCGGUCGCCACGGCUUUAGGACUCAACGCGCUAGCAAAGCAUAUCUCUCCACUUGUGGGACGCUUUGUGCCAUUUGCUGCUGUAGCUGCUGCUAACUGUAUCAAUAUUCCACUGAUGAGGCAAAGGGAGCUGAAGCACGGCAUUCCAGUCACAGAUGAGAAUGAUAACCGGUUAGGGGAGUCAACAAACGCAGCGCAACAGGCAAUCUCACAGGUGGUCAUCUCCAGAAUCCUCAUGGCCUCUCCUGGAAUGGCUAUUCCACCUUUUUUAAUGAACACACUGGAAAAGAAAGCCUUCCUUAAGAGGUUCCCAUGGAUGAGUGCACCCAUUCAGGUCGGCUUGGUGGGAUUUUGCUUGGUGUUCGCCACUCCACUGUGCUGCGCACUGUUCCCACAGAAGAGCUCCAUGGCCCUGAGCCGUCUGGAGCCCGAGCUUCAGGAAAAGAUCCGUGCGAGUCAUCCAGGAGUGGAGAGAGUCUACUUUAACAAAGGACUAUGAGAGGAAAAGCCCCAUCCCUACACUGCCAUAGCCAUCCCUCUCACCGCCAUUUUAAAGCCACCUUCAGUGUGCCAAAGUUAAGUUCCUCUGUCUCAUCUCAAGGACAUUCCAACUCAGUUGUUUUGUAAGAUGUUAUCCCUAGUGACUGUUGGGUUUUUUAAAUCAAAAAAAGUUUUGUUUUUUUGACGUUGCAGGUGUGUGCUAGUGUUAGGAAAAUACCCGUCUCAAAGGUGCUCUUUCAGUUCGGUUUUGUACCUACAUGUAGAGUUUUUGACAUGGUUUUGUUCACAGUGCAAAAGCAUUUGGAUGGUGGCAUCUGUGCUGCUCUGGAUUUGAAAUGAAAGUAUAAAAAUUAGGUUAAAGUGCAAGAAACAAAGGCUGGCGGUUUGGUACCUACUUAAGCAAGAAUACGUUGGUUAACUUUACACAACAAAACAACCUGGAAAAUUUUGGUAGUGGUUGAUGGAGGAACACUUUAAGUCAUGAAGAAGACAAAUAAUAAGACAGUUAGACAGAGUUCAGAGGAUUAACCAAAGGAUUUAAGCCUCAGAACAGAAAAAUCGAGCUACACUUUGCUAAUUAAGACACAAAUUCCUUAGAGAGCUGGGCCAAAGUCUUAUUAAUGAAUAAGAUGUCAAUUCAAAAGGAAUUGAAAUGAUUUUUGGAAAUAUCAGCAUAAUUUCUUCAUCAAGAUGUAAACACAGUCAUGUGGAUGGUUUGGCGUGAAAUGCUCCAUUGUAGAGAAACUUCCUGACCCAGUGGAGGUGAAGGGAAGCAGGAGUUUAAUGGCUCUAGAAGCUCUCUCUAAGAGUGUUUUAAAACCAAAAUGGUUAGAAAUGCGUUGCCUGAUGCUACAGACAUUGUUUUGUAAUAGUUUUGAGGAGAGAUUAUCAGUUUUUCAUGGAAGAGAUUAUAUGCAGGGCAUUGUAAGGCACAAUAGUACACACACACACACUUUCUAAGCCACUUAUCCUUCUGGGUCACAGGGGGGAGCUGGAGUCUAUCAGCAGUCAUUGGGCAGAAGGCAGGAAACACCCUGGACAGGUUGACAGACAGACAGACAUAUACAUUCACAGCCAGGGGCAAUCUAGCAUGUCCAACUGGCCUGACUGCAUGUUUCUGGACUGUGGGAGGAAACGCCACUCCAGAAAGGACGGUGGUCACCUGGCUGGGAACAGUACAGGCCCUUCUUGGUGUGAGGCAACAGCACAACCCACUGUGCCACUAUGCCAAUAGAGUAAAUCUUCACUGGUUGUUUUGGCCAUUUAUAAAAUGAUUAAUUCACUUUUUACUAGAUUCACUAAGAUUCACUAAGAAUGGCUUUGUUUACAUUUUAAUGAUAGAUUUAUGCCAACAUUUUGAAAAAUCUGUGGAGUUUCCCUUCAACCUUCAGAUUGAGAAACUGGAAUUGCUCUUGUUCAGAAAAAGCCACCUCAUAUAUCGUUGCUGUCCAAAGAAAUACAGGUAUCUCCAAAAUAGUAACUUUACAGGAGAGGGCAAAAACAUUCUUUACUUUCAAUGUAAGUCAAUGGAAUUGAAUUUCAUUUCAAGCAGUUUUGGAGCAUUGCUAUUGGUCCAAUCUUCAUGAAAUUAUCACACAAUGUAAAGGACAUCUGCUGAGCUCAAAUGAUGCAGAAAAGUAAAAAUCGCAAAAAAAUGGAGAUACAUGUUUUUCAUUGGACAGCGACGAUAUGAAACACGGUGAAUUGUAUGAGCAGGUGUGACCGCCAGCGAGGUUUCUAAUCUGAUAGAUGAUGUGAACUGUAUCACUCGUCUUUAUCGACGAUGUGACCACCAAAGCGGGAUGCCAGCAUCAGGAUGAAUUCAGAAACUACUGAACUGCUUAAAUAACCAGAAUGUCUGAAAUCUUGUAGCGGGACAAUAAUCCAAAGUAUUAAUUCAUUUCAAAUCCAGUGCGCUGCAACAGCAAGAGCUGUGUCACUGUCCAAUCGUGUGCGGACGGCACUGUUAUCAUGUUUGAUGCCAAACCAUUCCAUGUGCCAUACGGAAUCAUGUUCAGAGAGGAACAAAGACAGUGGGAAAUGAUCCUGUGCUUUCUCUUAGUGUUUUUAUUGCAUUACUGUACUUAGUCAACAGUGUUAACGUGUCCAUUAAAGCUGCUUCUGACACAAAACUGCCAAAAAUUUCAAGCUCACUUUAAAGGUACACUAAAUAGUGUUUUCCAUUCAUGGUACUAUUGAUAUUAUGACAGCUGGUACCCAGUAAUGUGACUUAUUCUCACAGAACAGCUGAACCUUAGCUGCGUAUGUGUGAGUUUCACCUGGUAGGAGUGAAUAAUACUUACUCUGUUUAGGUCUGCCAGUUAUUUGAGCUGACCGCAGUUAUUUUAGUUAUUAUAUGGUUGUGUCACAACAGAUGUAACUGAGCUGGGUGUGCUUUUAUCAGUGUGGGUUGAGGUAAAUACCUGGCAAUUAAAAAAAAAAAAAAAAAGAAGAGAAAAUGAGACAGACAAGUUAUUGAGACACAUUAG
Molecule: messenger RNA, 3630 nt
Organism: Pygocentrus nattereri (red-bellied piranha)
Lineage: Eukaryota; Metazoa; Chordata; Actinopteri; Characiformes; Serrasalmidae
Gene: sfxn1
Product: sideroflexin 1
Exons: 11
Coding region: 96-1139 (347 amino acids)
Biological process (GO): monoatomic ion transport; serine import into mitochondrion
Cellular component (GO): mitochondrial inner membrane
Molecular function (GO): monoatomic ion transmembrane transporter activity
Source: RefSeq, a predicted model, not a curated record